Molecule: messenger RNA, 2075 nt
Organism: Stomoxys calcitrans (stable fly)
Lineage: Eukaryota; Metazoa; Arthropoda; Insecta; Diptera; Muscidae
Product: putative mediator of RNA polymerase II transcription subunit 24
Exons: 2
Coding region: 210-2075 (621 amino acids)
Source: RefSeq, a predicted model, not a curated record
AUAUGCUACGGUUAGAAACUGGAGCAAAGCAAAAGAAGUUGAUUAUUUGAGCAAAAACAUAAAAUAAUAAAAUAGUGAAGAAGAAGAAGAAAAAAUAUAUAAAUUAAAGCAUAUAAACAACACAAGAACAAGAUUUUAAUGAUUUGCAAGUGUUUUCUAACUUCAGCUUUGGUUUAAGAUCAACAAACAUUAUUGGAUAAAGAUCGAGAAUGUGUAAAAAAUGUAAAUUGUGGGCCUUUAUGGCUUGCAUUAACAUCAUAAGUGCCGCCAGUAUAAAGGUGCCGGUAGUACCAAUACCAGUACCAGUGUCAUUGUCAUCACAAUCAACAUCACCCCAUACCACAACUUCUGCGAAGCCCUCGACUUUAUUGUUACCUUCAGGUUUUGAUCCUCAAUUACCACCUCGCCAACCCAUGUUAUAUCCCUUUGUGGUACCUUCAUCGGUCAAACCUUCGCCGCCUACCCUUCAGUCCAUUGGCCCCUUCAUAACACCUGGUUGGAUACCCAUAUCCUCGAGCAAUAUCAAGGAUAUACCUCAAUACUCCUCAAGCAGCACAACGACUACAACAACGACAUCAACAACCACAACCACGCCAAGACCUUAUAUUCCUCCUGUUUUGGAAGAUCGCAUUUCAAAAUAUAUUUUGGAGAGCAAUGAAAAUGGUCCUGUUUUCGAAUCAAUCGUUUAUGGCACUUGGAAGCCAGAUCCGCCUUUGCAACCGGUCGGCCUACAGAAUGGCACAACAACAAAAACAUCAAUGUUCAUCAGACCGCAGCAAGCUGCAGCUGUUACCACUGACGACAAUACCGGUGGCAUCAUUGACAAUGAUGCAUCCGAUGGAAAAGUUUUCAAUAAAACCAUCAACAGACAACAUGGCGGUUUCAUUGACAAUAAACAACAGAAUCCAAUAAAAUUUGAAAAUGAUGCUCAAGACAAGACCACAUCAACUUUGCCACUAUUGGAACAGAAAUCUUCAAAAGAAUCUAAAGGUGGUGUUGAACAAAAACCAAGUUCUUUUAGAAAAGCCAUUAAAAAACAAGGUCGUCAAAAAAUACGUCCAAAAUCCAAAGUGACAAAUGCAUUGUCAGCGACAACUGACACAGCAACAACUGCCACAGCGACAACUGCCACGUCCAAAGCAACAUCCCACCAAGCGUACAUACCCACUAUUGAUAGUACAGAACCAAGUAGUACAACAAUCGAAGAUGUCAUAAAAGUCAACACAAAUGUCCCCAUGGAGGUGGUUCGUCAGAUUAAUGAUUCCAUAGAAAUAAAGUACAAUCAUAAACAAACCUCAAGACAUUCCAUUGAGAUGACAGCAGCCCAUGAACGCUACAACAAUCAUCGCAGCGAAGACAACGAAGACAUCGAUGAUCAUGGCAAUGCGGGGGAUGAGGACGACUAUGUGGAGCUUGUAACGAAAACGUUGACGGAUUCCAAAAAUGACAAUGCGCAAUUGCAGGAAGAUGAAGAUAUCAGUGUCAUACGCAUGAAUUGGCCAACGGAUUUUAUGGAAGUGCAAGUGGCUUCGAAUAACUUAACUGAGCAGGCAUCGGAGGAGGAAUAUGAUAACGAGUCAUCCUCUCAGACCGCUCAUACCAAUAGUGAUGAAUCCGAAUCUUCUGAACUACCCAUGGCCCUGAGUGCCUUGAAUAUUCCCCCCUCACUGUGGCCCAAAUUACCAGGGAACAUUACCAAAUUGGGAACACCGUAUGCAUCGCAAGGCUCAUUGGAGGAGCCCGCCAUCUGUGUACCCAUAACUGUGCGGGAGUUCAAUAUGAUGAAUUCCAAUGAGGUGGUUAACAUCGAAAGGGUAUUUUGCUUUCCCAUGCCAAGUGGCAUUACUAUGGCCAAGGAGACCAUGAAAUCGACGACUACAACAACAAGAAGUAGCAGUCAUCGUGGUCGUGGCACCUCCAGUCCUGUGAUUAGAGCAAGCAUUCAAAAUUAUGAAGAAUAUUUCGAAACCCAUCCCACAAAUGGUUCAACUGUUUGGCGGCCGAGUUCGAUUCACAUUUUAUGUUAUCUGUUGGCAUUUGUUCUAAAGUUAUUUCAAAAAUCUCAUUACAAAUAA